Pseudoliparis swirei is the source of this 4591-nucleotide messenger RNA. It is a transcript of the gene impg1b, whose product is annotated as interphotoreceptor matrix proteoglycan 1b. The transcript has 19 exons. The record is from RefSeq and is a predicted model, not a curated record. Gene Ontology annotation, biological process: visual perception. The coding region runs from base 892 to 3894 and encodes 1000 amino acids. NCBI's taxonomy places the organism in Eukaryota, Metazoa, Chordata, Actinopteri, Perciformes, Liparidae.
CCUUCAGCACCCACACUCACAGAGAGAAUCAGAGGACAUGUAAAGGAACUGAGACUAACCUGAUCCUGCUUUUUUCUUCUUCUUUUUUCUGCCAAGCAACUUUCAGAAUAUCUUUGUAUGGGUCACAUACGGAAUAAGUGAGCAUCAAUAAGUCACCUCAGGAAGUGCAGACGGGUUCAUUGUCAUCUCACAGGUGACGGCACAGAUAACAGAGGAGAAGGAGGAUCAAACGGGUGCAAAAGGCAAAGUUAGAUCUGGACCCUGCCCUGUAAAGUAAGAAGAGAGGCUUGCACUUGGCUGUAUAGCAGGAGUAAGAAUGAGGCACAUUGUUACUGGUAGCUGGGUCAAAAAUACCCUAAAAAACUGCAACUCUGACCUAACUUGGCACCUCAAAUUGCUGGCCUGAGAGGCAGGGAUCUGCUGUGCGUGCCCAAGUAGGAGGAAUCUAAACUGAGAGAGAAAUGCUUGGCAGUCAGUGAUAUGUAGAGGCCGAUAGGAAACACACAAAGUGCUCGGCUGAUUAACGUGGCGCCGCUCUGGGAAGUAGUUAUCUGGUCUGUGCUGGUUGGCAGAUCCCCAAGUUGUUCAGCUGACAGAUGAGGUUCCAGAAGGUGGUGAACAGGAUGAGGCCGGGCGGCCACGUGGCCCCGCAGGGAUUACAAGCAGCAAGAAGAAGGUAACGGGAUUAGACUCAAAACAGAGCCUGUUGAAGAACUGGGCUGCAGCACAGAGAGGAGUGGACUGGACACCCUCCGUCGGCACAGAUGAGGAGACUCGUGCACACUCUGUUAACGGACUCGACAUAAAGAGAUUCUGGAUUUUAUUCUUGUUUGCGACAGUCUCUUGACAAAUGACAACUUUGGGUUUGAGAGCCACAUAAAUUAGCCCAUCAUGCUUUUGAAGUCGGGACUAUUCUUCACUUUGUGUCUGUUGUGUGUCCAAGCAAGUCGAAUCAAAGACCUACGUGACCACGGUUUUUCUGGACUCAGGGAUGUGAAGUACCGACACUUUCUCGAAGCCUCCAGACCGAUCAGACACAUCACACAUGUCAGAGCAGAGCAAGGCGGUCACCGGACGAAGAGGUCGGCGCUCCCCACCACGGGGGUCAAAGUGUGUCCCCAGGAUACGAUGAAAGCCGUCAUCGGAAGCCAUCGGGCGUAUUACAAGCUCAGAGUUUGUCAGGAGGUGAUAUGGGAAGCGUUUCGAAUCUUCUUGGACAGAGUCCCAAACUCAGAGGAGUACGGUGCCUGGCUUCACACCUGCCAGCAUGAAAACCUCUGCAUGGACGACCUGGCCCAGAACUUCAGCAGCUCUCAGGAACAUCUGGACAUGGUGGCCAGAAGAGUAGCCGAGCAAGCUGACAGCGAAGGAGUUAUUGCUGGAACCACAGAGGCAGGAAGGGAUUGCACCUGGACACCCCCCCGGAUUCUGCUACCAACGGAGGAUGACUUCAACCAAGAAGACCACAACAUGAUAAAAGAGAACUAUGAGGAGUACAUUGUCGAGUUCAGUGUCACCAUCGUGGAUCCGGCCUUCAGCAAGCUGCUCAGGGACCCGGCAGCGAAGUCCAGUGACAUCACACGACAGCUCACUGACAAGAUGCUUCGUGUGUUUGAAAAGGUUCCAGGAUUUAAAGAGAUUCGUGUUCUUGGAUUUCGCUCAGAGGACUUGUCUGUGCGUUACGCUGUGGUCUUUAAUGGAGACAUGCAGCUCAACGAUGAACCUGACGGUCUUGAGGAUCCGGAGAAGGACGAGGAUGUAAAUGCCCCUAAACUAAAGAACAUCAUUUUGACGGCCUUAAAAAAGGAACUGUCGCUACCGAUGGACAUACAGACACUCAGCUUCGAGCUUGUAACCACGGUGUAUCCAGUUGUCGAGCUCGGCAUGAACCCUCUCGAGGGGGUCGCUGUAUCUGAGGUCGACGCCACACAGGAGCCGGCAGCGGACAAUGCCGCCACACAAAGUUUUCUCCCCACUGUGGCAGUGUUUGAAAACUCUUUGGAAGCUUCUACAACCAAACCAGAAACACAGACCUCUGUGCCUCUCAUCCCAAACGUCAUCCCAGAAAGCACUCCAGCCAUCACGGAUGAGACUCCUUCAACGUCGUCAGUAGAGGAGGAAUCCACAGAAGAUGCUCCUGAGGAGUCCGGUGACAUCAUAAAACCAGACACACAACUGGAGACUGUCACAGAGCCAGAGGUGGAGGACAUACCACCGACUGAGCAUGAUGAUGGAGAAUCAGCUGAUGGGGUCACUGAGGAACAUCCAAUGCAACAGAAUGAGGACCUUCCCGUAGCAACCCACGACUCCCAACCAGAAGAAGUAAUUACUGAUGCACCUGUUGAGGUUAACCUGGACCUGCCAGGGUCAGCAGAUCCCACAGACACUGAGAUAUCUGUCGUACAAGCAGAAGUCCCAGUCGCUACAACAUCAUCUCAUGAGGAUGUGCUUGAAGGCUUUGAACCAGAAUCAAAUGUGAGUGGAUCUUCUGAGACGAGCGGCAAAGCCCCCGAAGACGGAGAUGAGACCAGUGGAGGGAACAGUGAAGCGGCUCCGGUCUCAACAGACUUGCCUCCUGGGAACCCAAACAUUCAAGAUGAUAUAGGGUCAAGUCACGAUGGGAUGGAGGUGGAAGUGACCGAUCCUCUGGAAGAAGAGAGCGGAAGCGGAUUCCCAUCAGAGUCUGACGAAGGCCCAUCUGAAUCCACGGCUGGACCGGCUAUUAGACAAGUCAGCAGCCCUCUGAUGACCGCAGUGGAUACGGGCAAAGAGUUAGUGGUCUUCUUUAGCUUGAGGGUCACUAACAUGAUGUUUUCUGACGGCCUGUUCAACAAGAGCUCCCCAGAGUAUAAAUCCCUGGAGAAUACCUUUCUUGAGCUGACACAGCACCUUGGGUCCAGAAACUCGCCAAACCCUGAAGCUUCCAGUAAAUCUGGGCCUGGGAGACAGAAGACUUUAGCCUCCAUACCGCUUCUGCCAUAUCUACAAUCUAAUUUGACUGGAUUCAAGCAGCUGAAAGUUCUCAACUUCAGGAACGGCAGCGUGGUGGUAAACAGCAAGAUGAAACUGGACAAGCCGGUACCUCACAAUGUCACAGAAGCUGUUCACUGUGUGCUCGAAGACUUCUGCAACUCGGCUUCCAAACGUCUCGACAUCGAGAUCGACAGUCGCUCGUUGGAAGUGGAACAAGCUGACCAAGCGGACUCCUGUAAGUUCCUGGCCUGCAACGAGUUUUCCCGUUGCGUUGUAAACAGUUGGACCGAAGAGGCCGAGUGUUUGUGUGAUCAGGGCUACAGCACCGUGGACGGCCUGCCAUGUCGGAGCGCCUGCGCCUUGCAGCCAGACUACUGCCUGAAUGAUGGCCUGUGUGAAAUAAUCCCAGGGCACGGCGCCACCUGCAGAUGUCCUGCAGGUCUAUACUGGCACUACCACGGAGAACGCUGCAACGAGCUGGUGUCGAUGCCAGUCGACCCGCCGCUAAUUAUCACCUGCCUGGCGGGAAGCUUCUGCUUUGUUUGUGCCGUCAUUGGCAUUUUGAUAUUCGUUAACAAGAAAUGUAAAAAGACCAGAAAGGCUAUAACUCUGGUGCAUUCCCUUGCUCCUUAUGCCUUUGAGAAUUCUUUGAGGGUGAACCCCACAUUUGAGAACGAUGACGGUGUCUUAACUCAAGUGUCCACAUCGGCGUACCCUUCAAGUUCCGCUUCUUCCCAAUCCCACCAGUCUGAACAAGAACAUUUUGCCUCAAUUGAAAAUAUACAUCUGAGUAUUGAGAUCCCCAGACAACUCUACACCACAAGAUCAGAAAAGUUAGUCUCAGAAAUGGUGGACUUCCAUCACUGUAUACCACACAAUGAGCUCUAUGAUACGUGUAAAGACAUGGCGACUGCAAAGUGAAUACAGGACAUGCUGCCAUUUAAGGGCAUCAGAUAACGAGUGUUUUGAAGCGACCGUUCUUUGAUGGGGCCGUGUUGGUGUGAAGAGCAGCUGACACGGUGGCGCAGUGAAGACACGAGGUAGCGAGGACUGCCGUCGCUGUCUAACUGUACGUGGGACGGUACGCUAGACGAGUCAGAAGAUGUUUAAAUUGUUGAGAUUAAUUGUUCAUAGUGAUCAAAGUGUCUUGUUAGACAGAGAGCUAUGGAUAUUAAAGUGGAAACUCAUAUUUAUUCUAUAUAUUGAAUGGUAGGGAUAUUCUUUCCUCACAAUGAGGUAUUUAUUAUUUACAAACCGAUGCACAUGGUGGUAUCUUGAAUUUAGAGUGUUAAAACUACAUUUUACCAUUAUGUCCCAAAAAGAUAAAGAAUAUAUGACACACUGUUCAUAGAAAUUUUGACUCCUGAGCUGUAUUUAUCAGUCCGUCCGAUUCAAAAAUAAUUCUUCCAACUAAUCAUUUGUUUUGAGAUUUGGGAUGUAAAAUUUUUUUUUUUUUUACACUUUUUGCGUUCAACUGCAAAAUUAAAUAUUUUUUGCAUGAAAGAAUUGUUUUUUUUUUUGACUGCCUCAAAGAUGUCUGUGGUAAAAAAUGACAUGCAAUGUAUUGAUGGACGACUGCAGUAAAAACAAGGUUUUCUUCUGUUUUAUAAUCAUCAAA